Molecule: messenger RNA, 1197 nt
Organism: Aspergillus ibericus CBS 121593
Lineage: Eukaryota; Fungi; Ascomycota; Eurotiomycetes; Eurotiales; Aspergillaceae
Product: vWA domain-containing protein
Exons: 5
Coding region: 1-1197 (398 amino acids)
Source: RefSeq, a predicted model, not a curated record
AUGGGCAACCCCAACGUGAUCGAAAUGCUGGAUUCUCUCCAAAAGAGCCUAGUCAAAGUUGGUCUGCAGCCCCAGAUCCUCCGCAUCGUGCAGGGUCAGUUGGCUCUGGACAUCAAAAAGGAAUAUUUGACUCUAUCGACCAAGGUGCGACAACAGGCUUUUCUUGCGGCGGAAGGCAAAUCCAAGCGUCAGAUUCAUGCCCUCGUGGAGAAACUUGUUGAGCUUCUGAGGGAAACCCUCGAGCAGGAAGCUCAGUAUCUGGCUCCCGGGGGGACAGGUCCACCGAGGCGUCCGCCGCCGCCGGUUGCUCCUGGAGGUGAGGAUCGGGAUGAUGAAGGAAGGGAUCCUGUCUAUGCGCCCAAAACAGCAAAAGAAUUCCUGGCGUACUUUGACAACUUUCUCGAGAAGAAUCUGGGGCAGUUCAAGUUCACAGACGAAGAAAAGCAGAAUAUAGCGCUGAGUGCAGCCAAGGUCAGCCAGGAGCUACAGGAUGAUUAUGAUAUAACUCCCGAAGAGGCGGCCACUCUGACGAAGUCGUUGCUGUACGAUCUGUUCAUUGUCUGCGAUAACAGCGGAUCCAUGCGCCUAGGCAACCGCGUGUCAACGUUGUCAAGUACCCUACAGCGCGUCUCCUAUUGGGCCAGCAAAUUGCAGCCCGAUGGGAUAUCGGUGCGAUUUAUGAACGGGGACAAACAUGACCAGGAUGGUUUGACAACCGCCGAAGAGAUCGAUGAUUUGAUAUCGGGGGUGCCGACACAGGGACCGACGCGGUUAGGCACGGUGGUUCGAAGAAAGGUCAUUCAAAAGCUGGAGAAGAGAGCCGUCGACAGGCAAGGGUGGACGAAGCCGCGGAUCAUUGUCAUUAUCACGGAUGGCGCGCCCACAUCUGAGGACCGAGAUGGCCUAAAGGAUACCAUUCUCUUGGCGAAGAAGGGCCCCGGGCUGGGAGAGAGAUUCGGGCCGGCAUCAACCGUGUUCCUGGUGUCCCAAGUGGGCCAGGAUGAGAGUGCGACGCAGUUUCUCUAUGAGCUGUUACACAAUGAUGAAGUCUGUUCGUUGGUAUACGGGGGAAACAAGCCGUUGGAUGACUUGAUGGACAAUUUGCCAGGGGGAGACAAUGAGAAAGAGAAAGAGUGCACAAGGGUGUACAUGCGGGAAUUUAUUGGAGCAUUGAAUCAACAGACUUUGCCACCAUAG